AUGCCUAAUGGUCCCGAGAAGCAACAGUCCAAGAAUGUUCAAGGUCGGGGAUUUUUCCCUGUUCUUGGUGGCGUCAACAAGGAGGAAAGUAUCUCUGGGCAUGAUCAACAACAAUAA
Fusarium pseudograminearum CS3096 is the source of this 117-nucleotide messenger RNA. RefSeq lists its product as uncharacterized. The transcript has 2 exons. NCBI's taxonomy places the organism in Eukaryota, Fungi, Ascomycota, Sordariomycetes, Hypocreales, Nectriaceae. Bases 1 to 117 code for a protein of 38 amino acids. The record is from RefSeq and is a predicted model, not a curated record.